Messenger RNA from Paramecium sonneborni, 1371 nucleotides. The record is from the annotation of a GenBank genome assembly. NCBI's taxonomy places the organism in Eukaryota, Ciliophora, Oligohymenophorea, Peniculida, Parameciidae.
AUGAGUACACUCUUUGUUAAAUGUGUGCAAUGUAAUUAAAGACCUGCUACUAUUAAAUGUUAAUAAUGUAAAUUAGGAUAAAUUGUUAGAUUGUGUUAUAAUUGUGAUCAAAAGGUCCAUAAUAAAUAAGCACCAAUUGAUCAAUAACAUAAUACAGAAAUGAUUCCUUAUUAAGGUGUGUAUAAAAUCUCAUUAAAUAUAGAAAUGUAUUCUAAAGCUCCCCAAACAUCAAGCGCUAUGAAUUUAAACAAAAAUGAUUAGCAAUUUUAAUCCAAAAAAUUAUAGUCUAAUCAAUAAUAAUAAUUGUUAAAAGUUCCUAUUACAAUUAAAUAAGAACCUAGUUAAAUUGCAUAAAGAUCGAUUUAAAAUGUUGCUAAAGUAACUUAACAACAACCAUAAAAAGAAAUUAAUAUUUCUAUCCAAAGAUAAAAUAAUAAAGCAUAGAUUAAUUUAUAAGAUGAUUAAUAUUAAAAAAAUUCUUAGCCUGUUUAAUAAUAAAAUUAAAAUUAACCUUUACUCAAUUAACUAAAAGAAGAAAAAGAAUAGAAUUAAUAAUUAUAAAAAGAAUUAAAAUAAACAUAAGAUUAUUUAAACUAAAUUAAUAAAGAAGCAGAAAAAAAUAUGUACAUUGAUUUAAUGAUUUUAUAGAAAACAAUCUCAAUAAGAUAUAGAAAAAAAGCUGAAUGAAUUGAAAAAGGAAAGCGAUGAAGAAAAGAAAAAGACAUAAAAUCUUACAGCUGAUGUAAAAAAGCUUAAAGAUUAAAUAAAAAAUGCAGAAACAUAAAUGUAAAAUAAAUUAGAUUAACAAAAAAAAUAAUUUGAAAAAUAAAUUUAGGAAUUAGAAUAAGUAAUUUUGGAGAAAUAAUAAUAAAUUGAUGAAAUUAGUUAAGAAUUCUAAAAUUAUAAUUUAGAAGAAAUCUAAGCAAAAAUGGAAGAAAUGGCUGAUGAAAUCAAUAUGAAAGAUUAAUUAAUAGAGUAAUAUUAAACUUAAUUAUAAAAUGGAGUAGGAAAUCAAAAAGAAGAUCAAAAUGAAGAUAAAUAAGAUAUUUUAUAAGAAAAAGAAUAGAAAGAUUAAGAAAUUAAGAAAUUAGAAGAACUAAUUGAAAAUUUCAAAUAAUUAUACCAGCAUAUGUUAGAUGAGAAAUAAGUUAUUAUGGAUGAGAAUGAGAAGUUAGGGAAUGAAAAUAAUUAAUUUAGAGAAAUAUUUAGUGUAAUUGAUUAUUGAAAUUAGUAAAAUUUACAUUUAUUUGGAAUUGACCCUAAUUAACUUGAAGAAGAAGGAGAAGGUGAAGGAGAAGAUAGAGAAGGUGAGGAAUAUUAAUAAGAAGAAGGUAUGAAUUAAAAUAUAUUAGGUGAGAUAAUUGAGGAAGA